Molecule: messenger RNA, 369 nt
Organism: Helianthus annuus (common sunflower)
Lineage: Eukaryota; Viridiplantae; Streptophyta; Magnoliopsida; Asterales; Asteraceae
Exons: 1
Coding region: 1-369 (122 amino acids)
Source: RefSeq, a predicted model, not a curated record
AUGGCUCGCGAUCGACAAAAGAGCUACGCAGACAAGAGACGGAAGCCAUUAUCUUUCGAGGUUAGGGACAAAGUCUUGUUGAAAGUCUCGCUUUGGAAGGGCGUAGCAAGGAUCGGUAAGCGUGGAAAGCUUAACCCUCGAUACGUAGGUCUAUAUGAAAUCUUGGAAAAGAUUGGCACCGAUGCCUACAAGCUGAAGUUACCAGAAGAACUUAGUAGUGUGCACGACAUGUUUCAUGUGUCGAAUCUCAAGAAGAGUCCAACGCAAGAAACAGUUUUCAUCCCGGAGGAGGAGGUUCACAUUGAUAACAAACUCCAAUUCACUAAAGCACCUGUUGAGGUCAUGGACCGGAAGGUCCAGAAAACAUGA